CAAUUACAAGUUUGUCUUUCGUUAUUCUAGAUAACCGACACGAAAUAACUUGCGAGCAACUCAGUUGGUUCUUGUUCUGUCUGUGAAAGACAAUCUCCAGUGGUUAUAACACAGCUAUCAUCGCACUUGACAAUAUUACAAACCGAACACAAAGUUGACGCCUGAGUUCGCCAUGAAGAAUAACUUGGUGUUGGUGACACUAAGCGUCCUUGCGUCACUGUUUGUUUUUUACACCCUAGUUCUUCUGUCAUCAUGGAAGUUGAUUCCGCGUUUAAAUCCAUAUACGAAUAUCGGUCCGGCAAAAAGGCAAACGAUUUUGCAGGGAUUUGACAAAGAACCACCACAACAACCAAAAACAGAAACAAAAAAAUUAUUCACCAAGCUUGAUAUCAAGAAAUCAACUAAACCAUCUGUUGAAACUAAGACACUCCACAAGAGGACUCCACGAUCUAAUCUCAUUAUAUUGAGCCCAGGCAGAGGAGGAUCUUCAUUCUUAGGAGGAGUAUUUGAUGCUAAUCCUGAUAUCAUGUAUUGGUUUGAGCCGCUACACACUUUAUCCCGCGGCAUAUAUGAACUCCAUUUGUACAAAGACAAAGAGAGAAAAAUUCAGUACAGCAAAACUGCUAUCAACCUAAUCAAUAGCUUUUUCAACUGCAGUUUCACUCAGAUCCCUAAAGACAUUAUGUCUGCAUUAUCUAAGAGCAUAUUUCGGAUGCGAAGUACGUCACUGAGCAGUAGGCAUUUGUGUCCUACAAAAAACAAAACGAAAAAAUGUCUACCUUACUCAGUGAAACUACUUGGAAAUGUUUGUAACUCUUCCAGACAUACUGUUCUCAAGAUCUUGACGUCCCGUUUGCCGAAAAAUACACUUGAAAGUUUUCAAGGAAUUUUUCAGAAACAGAAAUAUAAAAUCAAACUUACUCACUUAGUACGGGAUCCUAGAGCUGUGAUUUAUUCUAUGCUUAAUUCAGUGCAAUGGAUAAAUAUAUCGAGCUUGUUAAAUCAAAGUUUUCAUGACGUUAUUAAUGGAGUUUGUAACUCCAUUGAAAAAAACAUAAAACUCGGUUUGUUUUCUCCCCCGUCAUGGCUAAAAAAUCGCUUUCAAGUGGUACGUUACGAAGAUUUUGUUGUUAAUACAACAAAAAUUGCUAAGGAUCUCUAUAAAUUUGCAGGAUUUGAUUGGUCGGUAAGUGUUGAUAAAUGGAUUGAAAAACAUCAGAAAAAACCGCACAAAAAUAAUGAAAGGGAUCCUUAUUCACUUUAUAGAAACGCUUCGCUGGUUAUGAACAAAUGGAAAAAAGCUCCACUGAGCUUAAUUACAGCAGUAGAACAAGUCUGUGGUAAUUUAAUGGACAUGCUUGGCUACGAAAGAAUGAUUAAAUCAGAAGAAAAAAACUCUAUUAAUCGAAGCUCACUUGUAAUAACCUGA
Molecule: messenger RNA, 1429 nt
Organism: Pocillopora verrucosa
Lineage: Eukaryota; Metazoa; Cnidaria; Anthozoa; Scleractinia; Pocilloporidae
Product: carbohydrate sulfotransferase 3-like
Biological process (GO): N-acetylglucosamine metabolic process; sulfur compound metabolic process
Molecular function (GO): N-acetylglucosamine 6-O-sulfotransferase activity
Source: RefSeq, a predicted model, not a curated record